This is a messenger RNA of Colletotrichum paranaense, 423 nucleotides long. RefSeq lists its product as uncharacterized. Bases 1 to 423 code for a protein of 140 amino acids. Lineage: Eukaryota; Fungi; Ascomycota; Sordariomycetes; Glomerellales; Glomerellaceae. The transcript has 4 exons. The record is from RefSeq and is a predicted model, not a curated record.
AUGGCGUCGCCUUCACCUUCACACUUGACACCGCAAGUGCAUUUCCUAGCGCGUGACCCAAAAUACGAACACGAAAAGCUUUACACGCUUCGAUAUAUCCCAAGCCCUACAGACGACCUUUCUCAGACCAACAUCGACAGAGUCCAACAUGAAUAUGACGACUACGCAUACACAGGUAAGAUCGAGAAAAUUCAUGCUCCCAAAGUCAUGGUUGCGGUGAAACUGGCUUUAGGGGUCACGUGCGCCGGCGAGAUCCGAACUGGCCAAUUGCAACAGGACGUCCGUACGCCUCUAAUCAGCCUGCUUCGAGGGCGCAUAUUGAUCACACCUACGAAGGUGGCAAGGCCAUCAUCCACAAAAUCUUUGACGGCGAGGCAGAUGCAAUAUUGGCGCGACGCCGGUAAUGCGUCAAGUAAGUUUUAA